Xyrauchen texanus (razorback sucker) is the source of this 2760-nucleotide messenger RNA. It is a transcript of the gene tec, whose product is annotated as tec protein tyrosine kinase. Gene Ontology annotation, molecular function: protein binding; ATP binding; non-membrane spanning protein tyrosine kinase activity. Gene Ontology annotation, biological process: intracellular signal transduction; peptidyl-tyrosine autophosphorylation; B cell receptor signaling pathway. The record is from RefSeq and is a predicted model, not a curated record. Bases 175 to 2103 code for a protein of 642 amino acids. NCBI's taxonomy places the organism in Eukaryota, Metazoa, Chordata, Actinopteri, Cypriniformes, Catostomidae. The transcript is spliced from 18 exons.
UACACACACUCACUCACACGCGCGCGCGUCAGGACUUCCUUGGUUCUUUUUUCUUUUUAAUGACAGAAAAAAGCACUUCCUCGAUUCGUGUUUCCUGAACUUUGACCGCAAACACACGCGGAAAAACUCAAAGCGGAGGUCCAUGGCAUUGCUCGAUGUUCAGAUACGUUGGAGAUGAGUUUGACAAUAAUUCUUGAGGAAACGUUGAUUAAACGUUCUCAACAGAAGAAACGAACAUCUCCACUCAAUUAUAAAGAGAGGGUGUUUGUGCUUACCAAGAGCAAACUCUCGUAUUAUGAGCUCAGAGCUGAUAAGAGGGUGAAGAAAGGCUCAGUGGAGCUGCACAGAAUCAAGUGUGUGGAGAUUGUUAAAAACAGUGUGACUGUUAUUCCCUGUGAAAACAAAUAUCCAUUCCAGGUCGUUCAUGAUUCCAUCACGCUGUAUAUUUUUGCUCCCAGUAAUGAGAGCCGGAGCAUUUGGGUUCAGAGCAUCAAGGAAGAGAUUAAGAAUAACGCUAUGAUAGCGGCGAAGUUUCACCCUCAGUUCUGGCAUGAGGGCGAGUGGUUGUGCUGCGGGCAGGUGGAUAAACUCGCCCUGGGCUGUGAGGGAUACAACUUAUUUGGAGAUGUUUCACGUAAACCUCUUCCACCAGUACCUUCAGAUGACCAGAUGAUCAGUGUUUCUUUGAGUCGGCGCCCUCCCCCUCCCCCUCCACCCACACAGAAAACACAACAGGAAGAAGUGGGCUCAAGGGAGGAAGUGGUCAUCGCGCUGUAUGACUUUGAAGGACAAGAGCUUCAUGAUCUGACAUUGAAGAAGGGAGAGGAGUACGUGAUCUUAGAGAAGCGUGACAUCAACUGGUACAGAGCACGAGAUAAGCACGGAGUGGAGGGCUACAUUCCAAGCAACUAUGUGACAGAAAAGGAGUCGGACAAACUUGAGCAGUUUAUGUGGUUCUGUAAAAAUGUCAACCGCAACAAAGCUGAGGAUCAACUCAGAAAAGAGGGUAAAGAAGGUGGAUUUAUGGUUCGAGUGUCCAGCACAGGCACAUAUACUGUAUCUCUGUACACAAAGAACACAGGGGAUGGAUCACCUACAGUCAAACAUUACCAGAUUAAAGAAAUACACGACUCAUCAAAAAAAUUUUACCUGGCAGAGAAAUACAUCUUCAGCAGUAUACCUGAACUUAUAGAAUACCACAAACACAAUGCUGCAGGUCUUUUGUGUCGGCUGCGUCAUCCAGUCGGUGAUCAGAUGAGAGAAGCUCCAACAACAGCAGGAUUCAGUUACGAUAAAUGGGAGAUUAACCCGUGUGAGCUGACGUUCAUGAAGGAACUGGGCUGCGGGCAGUUUGGAGUGGUCAGACUGGGCAAAUGGAGAGCACAGCAUAAAGUGGCCAUUAAAACCAUCAGAGAAGGAGCCAUGAGUGAAGACGACUUUAUAGAGGAAGCCAAGAUCAUGAUGAAUCUGUCUCACCGUAACCUGGUGCAGUUAUAUGGUGUCUGCACUCAACAACGACCCAUUUAUCUGGUGACGGAGUUCAUGGAGCUCGGCUGUCUGCUGAAUUUCCUCCGUCAGAGGAGAGGAACGUUCACAGAGCAGGACCUGCUGAGCAUCUGUCACGACAUCAGUCAAGGGAUGCAACAUCUGGAGGAACACGGAUUCAUACACCGAGAUCUGGCUGCCAGAAACUGUCUGGUGAACAGCUCUUUGGUGGUGAAAGUGUCAGACUUUGGGAUGGCCAGGUAUGUUCUAGAUGACAAGUACACCAGUUCCUCAGGAUCAAAGUUUCCAGUCAAAUGGUCUCCACCUGAAGUCUUCAACUUCUGCAAAUACAGCAGCAAAUCUGACGUCUGGUCUUUUGGUGUGCUGAUGUGGGAGGUGUUCACUGAAGGGAAGAUGCCAUUUGAACACAACGCCAAUCAUGAGGUGGUUCUGAAGGUCAUUCAGGGACAUCGACUCUAUCGGCCCAAAAACGCUGCAGUGCACAUCUACAGAAUCAUGCAGAUGUGCUGGAUGGAGAGCGCAGAUGAACGGCCGACGUUCUCCAACAUCUCUCUGAUGAUCACUGACGAGCUGGAGGCGGAUGGUCCUGCCUCGUGAAAAAUCUACGAUGUCUUUACGGUUAUCUUGUUGGGAUUAGUAUAUUUAUGUAUAUAAUUUAUUCAUACCUUAUUUAAUGUUAUUGAAUGAAUUUUGUAUCAAAACAAAAAUGCCAUUUCUAAUUAUGUGAUGAUGUCAUGUGGUCUAUAUAAGAAAAUGGGUGGAUAGAUUGUCGAACACGCUGAGGAAGUCCUAGUAGCCGAAAUGUCUGUAAAAAAGAAGUGUGUAUCAUUAUUUUAAUGUUUUGAACUGCUGGAAAGUGAUUCUUGCACCCAUGAAGAGAUUACAUGUUAAUUGUGGAAGACGAGUGAGCGCAUUGGAUAGUCUGAUCGCACUUUAAUUGACGAGCUCCGGUCAAAUGAUGAAUUCAUGAAUGUUUCAGAGAGUCGUUUUUGCUGUUUAGUUUCAAUAAAUGUGUUUUGUUUUUUGAUCUGCAGUGGAAGAUUUGAGUCUGAAAGUUACAUUCUGUUUUCAUAGUACAAUGAACACUUUUAUCUCAGACGAUCAAGAUGAAUCAGAUUUCUCAUAUGACCCCUUGACAUUGACAUUUGUUACCUCUGAGUCCUGAUCAUUACAAUGAAUAACAGUCAGAAUGUGUUUGAAUGCUGUAAAAUUCUACUGACAGAAAAGCAGCUUUAAUGUCACUGUCAAUAAACG